UUUACAAAGCAUUUUCAUCUUCAUUCUCUAAUUCCAAAUGAUAGUAAUGAAUAUUUUUCAACUGAUAAAAUUUGGAUUAUAUCUGUUAAAGAAAUGUAUGAUUUUUGUAUUAAAUAUGAUCUUAGAAAUAUUUGGGCAUAUAUAUGGAUGAACUGGUAUCAAAAAGACCAUUGGAUUUUAUGGGCUCGUGCUAUACAUGCCACCCAAAUUAUUUUGGACUGCCGUAAUUAUAAGUAA
This is a messenger RNA of Rhizophagus irregularis DAOM 181602=DAOM 197198, 237 nucleotides long. Lineage: Eukaryota; Fungi; Glomeromycota; Glomeromycetes; Glomerales; Glomeraceae. The record is from RefSeq and is a predicted model, not a curated record.